This is a messenger RNA of Vespula vulgaris, 950 nucleotides long. RefSeq lists its product as uncharacterized. Gene Ontology annotation, biological process: intracellular copper ion homeostasis; copper ion transmembrane transport. The coding region runs from base 139 to 735 and encodes 198 amino acids. The record is from RefSeq and is a predicted model, not a curated record. Gene Ontology annotation, molecular function: copper ion transmembrane transporter activity. Gene Ontology annotation, cellular component: plasma membrane. NCBI's taxonomy places the organism in Eukaryota, Metazoa, Arthropoda, Insecta, Hymenoptera, Vespidae. The transcript is spliced from 4 exons.
AUUAAACGAACGAUGGACUUUUGGGUAAAGCUAGGUAGAUUUAAGAAUGAGCGAUCAACUAUCUCUAUGUGUCUCUUAUCAUACCAGUGCAUGAAUAUAGAAAUGUACUUUUACCUUUAGAAGAUACUGCAAGCAAUUAUGAUGCAUAUGUGGUAUUGGUUGGGAAAAGACCUGGGUACAUUCUUGUUUCCAGGAUACAAUGUUUCCACUACAUAUGCUUUUGUGUCUACUUGUAUAGGUUUAAUUAGUCUUGCAAUAUUAUAUGAGGCUAUGAAAAUAUCCCAGAUUAAAUUGGAACAAAUUGCGAUAUUUAAACAAAAACCUGUUUCUAGAUCUUCAGAGAAUUCUUCUUUGUUAUCUAAAAUGUCACCAAGAUCCUUUGCUUCUUUCUCUUCUAUGAAUUGUCCAAGCUGCGGCAAAUGGAUAUUACAAGUACUUCAUUGGUCUAUUCAUACCACGCUUGGUUAUAUACUUAUGAUGGCAGUUAUGACAUAUAACAUAUAUAUUAGUAUUGCUCUUGCCAUCGGAGGUUCCUUAGGAUAUUGGAUAUUUGGUCCUGCCUUGAUAGAAUUAAAUAUGAGUCAAUUUCGAGAAAGACAAAAGAUCGUUAAAUGCGACAAGGAAUGUUCAGAUGCUAUUCUGAACCAAGAAAGACGCGAGUCUGCUGUCUCUGUUGUUGCGGAACAAUUGGUAUUAGAAGCAACAGCAGAGAUUCAUACACCAAGAGAUGUCUGAGAAGAUAGACCUCCUUGACUCGAUUGGAAUUAAUCUCAAAUGUACAAUUCAGUCGAAAGAACAAUUUAUACUUUUUGCAACUCCAAUCAUUACUUUUUAUUAUUUGAUGAAAAUAUUAUUAGAUACGUAUUUGUGGUUACAAUCAUGUACAAGGGAAAGUACAACAAAACGAACAAAGAAAUAAAAAAUAAAAUCAUUGAAAACAAACAAGACAA